This is a messenger RNA of Tribolium castaneum (red flour beetle), 1021 nucleotides long. RefSeq names its product doublesex- and mab-3-related transcription factor A2. Gene Ontology annotation, biological process: sex differentiation; regulation of transcription by RNA polymerase II. Gene Ontology annotation, molecular function: RNA polymerase II cis-regulatory region sequence-specific DNA binding; protein binding; DNA-binding transcription factor activity, RNA polymerase II-specific. The transcript is spliced from 2 exons. Gene Ontology annotation, cellular component: nucleus. The record is from RefSeq and is a predicted model, not a curated record. The coding region runs from base 47 to 799 and encodes 250 amino acids. Lineage: Eukaryota; Metazoa; Arthropoda; Insecta; Coleoptera; Tenebrionidae.
UGCCGUUAUUCUGUUUGCAAAUGUUUAUUUCCGAAUAAUUCUUAAAAUGUUGUCGAAUAGUCGAUCGGCUCGAGUGCCGAAAUGUGCAAGAUGUAGAAAUCACGGCAUGAUUUCGACUUUGAGAGGACACAAGAAGCAAUGUAUUUAUAAAAAUUGUUCGUGUGCUAAGUGUGGGUUGAUUAAGGAGCGGCAAAGGAUUAUGGCGGCUCAGGUGGCCCUAAAACGUCAACAAGCGGCUGAAGACGCAAUCGCCCUUCAUCUCGCCUCGGCUGAAAACGGCACCACUUAUGAUUACCUCCCUCCUGGACGCAUCUACGGCAUGCAAGUCACAUCCCCUGAGCCGGAAGAAGAAAAACAAACGGCUCAACAAGAAACCCAAGACGAAAUCCUAGUCAGUCCAGCCUCCAUCGAUAUGCUUAGCAAACUUUUCCCUAAUAAAAAAAGAUCUGUCUUGGAACUCGUCCUAAAACGUUGCAAUCACGAUUUACUCAAAGCCAUAGAACAUUUUAAUUUGACCAACUCGAAGAGUAGUUCUUCGGAGUCUGAAUCUAGCUCUAAAGAGGAAAAUAGUUCAGCUUUUAAACCGGUUGAAGCGAACAAACCUAAACCUUUCACAACUCCACACCAAAACUCCUUGCCUUUGAUUUCUGGAAGCAAGGUUUUCAUGCAUAGUUUGUAUCCGUUUUUGCCGUUGUUUAACCCACAACCUGUUUUACCUAGUCCGGUUUAUGUUCCAGGAUUUUGCGAAUGUGAGCAGUGUAAACAUAGUCUUUACGCUAGGUUGGAACCUAGACAGUAAAUCGAUGUGCAAUAGAAAUACAAAGGCAGGUUAAUCCAAAAUUGUAGACAUAAAACUAUUAUUAUGCCAAACACUUUUACAAAAACCUGUAUAGAGAGUAGAUUUUGAGUAUUUUUAUUUACAUUUAAUUAUAAUUCUCUGAAUGUGACAUCGUGUAUACCCAAGCAAUUAAUGUGUCUUUUGUUUUAAUUAUUAGGAAUCGUUUUGUUAAAUAUAUGUUUU